UGUAUGAUUGGCACUUUUAGUUCACCAAUUUAGCAACAAAAAAAACGUAUGGCGGGUCGAACUGGACAACGGAUGUGGGUCACCGAUGGCUGGAAUUCAAUCUAUUCAUCUUAAUUCACCCAGCAACGGGUAUAUAAGGCGAUAUAAAGUAAUUUCAGCUAAAUGGUCCAGGGUGACAAGAAUACGUAAAACACACCAUGUUAGUAAAGAUGGACACUGAAUGAAAGCAUGAGAAACAAUUGACACCGUCUUUGGACUGAAUCAACUUGCAGUUGGCAAAGUUUGUAUCCAUUUGCGUCCCCACCUUAUCGCAACAGGUUUAGCACUUUGCUUUCCACAAAUGUACUUAUAGCACACCGUGUUGACAUUGAGCUUCCUUUCGGACUCGAAUGAUACAGAUUUCGGCGCGAUGGCUGAGCACGACGGUGGCCUUGAUAGUAUGUCUUUAAAUAAGUUAGACUGUCACAGUUCCUCCACCUUGUCCUCCAGCUCAGAGCAAGAAAAUGAAAUAUUCACCAAGUUGAAAGUCAGUUUGACUGACGACUAUCCGCGGAAGAAUGCGGAGAUUCUGAGCGGCCAGUACGGGACUAAUUUACUUUUGAUCGGCGUGUCCUUGAUGCUGGCUAUUGGGAACAAUGGCGCAUCCGUGAAGGAAGAGUACCUGCUGUCGUUUAUCACGACCCUCAUACUCGUCCAGCUGCUAUGGAUGAUGUGGUACAUCGUGAGGAGAGGCAUGCAGAGUAACCUACAGGCAGAAAAGGAUGUGCAUGCUACUACCUCUUGGAUAAAAGGUGGGUUAACUCUUCUUGCGCUCCUCUCGUUGAUCAUGGAUGCCUUCCGUAUUGGGUAUUUUGUGGGCUAUCGAUCAUGCCUGUCGGCUGUUGAAGUGGUAUACCCCAUCAUCCACGCAACUCACACAAUAGCACAGGUGCAUUUCCUUUGGUUUCACAUCAAAGACGUCAUCAAGUCCUUUGAGACCUUUGAAAGGUUUGGCGUCAUCCAUGCAGUCUUCACCAACCUGCUGCUGUGGUGCAGCGGUGUGAUGUCUGAGGCCAAUCACUUCCUUAACCACCACAAUACAAGGCUCAAUGCCCUGGGCUUUGUAAACCUCACCAUAGUGGAGCCUCAAUGUAAUUGCACUAUCAGUGGCUGCUCCAUGUUCGCUGACGGCCUCUACUACCUUUAUCCCUUCAACAUUGAGUACCACAUCUUUGUCUCUGUAAUGCUCUUCGUCAUGUGGAAGAACAUAGGGCGCACCAUUGACCUCCAGUACAACCGGAAAAGGCUGGCUACCAGGACCCAGUGGCUGGUGGUCGGCCCCAUCUUGGGUCUCACCGCCCUGGCCAGCACCAUCGGCGUGCUGGUGGUCUACAUCAUCCAUGUGGAAGAUGCCCUGGACAUCCGUGAGUCGACCAUCGCAAUGUUUUACUACUACGGCAUCGUCAUGCUGGUGUUCAUGUGCUCGGCCGGGAUCACGGGUCUGCUCAUCUACCGUGCCGACCCCAUGCCCAUGGACACCACCAAGAACCCCUCGCGGAAGCUGGACACAGAGCUCCUGUUCGGUUCGUCGGUGGGCUCCUGGCUCAUGUCCUGGUGCAGCGUGGUGGCCGUGUCAGCCUCACGCAGCAGCCCGAGCUACCGCUGGACCAACCUGAUGUACUCGCUGCUCAGCAUCCUGGAGAAAUACAUCCAGAACCUGUUCAUCAUUGAGUCCCUCUACCGCCAGCGGGAGGACGGUGAGAGGGAGGACGCUGAGGUGGGGGGGCCUGCGCCGGAGAUAUUCUCUGUGACCUCCUCCUUGGCUCCGACCUACAAUGGCAUCAUCAACCAGGCGUACGAGAACCCGGACAAGGGCUGCGUCACGCUGGAGAACGAGCAGAAGGAGAAUGGACAGGGGACUGGGUGCCCACAGAAACAUUUGGAAGUGCCCCUGCAGGUGGAGAACAACGUGGAGGUGAACCCGAGCAAGAAGAGGCAGAUCCUGAAGAACAUCGCCGUCUUCCUCUUCAUGUGCAACAUCUCACUCUGGAUACUCCCUGCCUUCGGCUGCAGACCGCAGUAUGACAACGGCCUGGAGGAGGAGACGUUCGGCUUCACCAUAUGGACCACAGUUCUCAAUUUUGCCAUGCCCAUUAACCUCUUCUACCGCAUGCACUCUGUGGCCUCCCUCUUCGAAGUGUUCCAAAGAGUAUGACAAGACGAAGAGGCACCGACGAGACAACAUAACAUGCACAAGAACACUUGUCACCAAGGGCUCCAUAUAGGCAAUUAAUAGCAAUACAGGUCAACCUUUCAGGAGGUGCUCUUGUCAUGUACUUUGACUUCCAAAUAAGCAUGGAAACACAUUUGUCAGUUUAGGGGGCUUAUACUAGAUAGAUGUCCCUUGUAGCAAUGCAUCUUUUGAAGCAUUUUAUAGCACCUGGUCGAAACAACAAAUGACAUUGAUAUGAGACCCUGGGUUCAAACAGUAUUCGAAAUCUUUCAAAUACUUGAGCUGUGCAUGAUUGAGCUGGCAGGGUACAAUGUAACCAAUGGAUUAGCCCGAAAUGUGCCAGAACUGGCACCUCCAAAGUAUUUGAAAGAUUUCAAAUAGUAUUUAUACCCAGGUCUGAUAUUGCUUUGUUGUGUGUUACUGCACUAAAAAGUUAAAAUUACAUUUGAAUUUAGGUCUAUCAUAAGUGUUUGGGUUUGUCUUUGAUUUUCAUCCAAGUGUCGCUGAAGUCCAGUGUUAUUCAACGCAUAUGUAAAUAGUUAAAAGUUUUGACUCGUCUCUGAUCUAGUACAGAUGUAAGCCAAGCUAUGUAUGAAUGCAUUAUGAGGGAGUAACAUGAUGAUACCAUGCAAACUUUAGAAAGUAGAUAGUGCAGUGAAACAACUUAAAUUGAACUGCCAUGCCACAUUCAUUUUUCAAAUCCACCACCGUGUUCGCAGCAUUAUGCUACUCCAACAUCAUAAAGAAGCCAAAGCAGCUCUCGCUUUGGUUAUUUAAUGUCACACCCUGAUCUGUUUCACCUAUCUUUGUGCUUGUCUC
Molecule: messenger RNA, 3031 nt
Organism: Coregonus clupeaformis (lake whitefish)
Lineage: Eukaryota; Metazoa; Chordata; Actinopteri; Salmoniformes; Salmonidae
Product: proton channel OTOP1-like
Exons: 6
Coding region: 410-2194 (594 amino acids)
Biological process (GO): inner ear morphogenesis; proton transmembrane transport
Cellular component (GO): membrane
Molecular function (GO): proton channel activity
Source: RefSeq, a predicted model, not a curated record